AUGGCUUCCAACUCCAUCAAAGAUUCCAGUGCGGUCUCCAGCACAGCAAUCCUCCAAAACCCCUACAUCCGCGCCGCCCUUCCCUUCAUCAACGGCGGCCUCUCUGGCAUGACUGCCACGGCCGUAAUCCAACCAGUCGAUAUGGUAAAAGUCCGACUCCAACUAGCCGGCGAAGGAGCAAAGACAGGACCCCGCCCCUCCGCCUUCGGAAUCACCCGCGACAUAAUCGCAACCGGCAAAGUCCUCGACCUCUACACAGGCCUUUCAGCCGGUCUCCUCCGCCAAGCAGUCUACACAACCGCUCGCCUCGGCCUCUUCGACACAUUCAUGCAAACUCUCAACGCAAAAGCAGACUCCGCAAACACAAAAGUCACCUUUGCCGAACGCGCCGCCGCAGGCCUCUCAGCCGGCGGUAUCGCCGCCAUGAUAGGAAACCCCGCCGACCUCGCCCUCGUGCGGAUGCAAUCCGAUGGACUGAAGCCCGUCGCUGCACGGGCCAACUACCGUUCCGUCUUUGAUGCGCUGGCUCGCAUCCCGAAGAGUGAGGGCAUAGGCGCGCUGUGGGCUGGUGCCCUUCCUACGGUUAUCCGUGCGAUGGCGCUGAACAUGGGCCAGUUGACUUUCUUUGCGGAGUCCAAGGCUCAGCUUAAGCAGCAUACGAAUUUGUCGGCGCAGAACCAGACGUUCGCUGCUUCUGCGAUCGCGGGUUUCUUUGCUAGUUUCCUUUCUUUGCCGUUUGACUUUAUCAAGACGAGAUUGCAGAAGCAGCAGAAGGAUCCGAAGACGGGACAGGUUCCUUACCGGGGCGUUAUGGAUUGCGCACGUAAGGUUAUUGCUGAGGAGGGCUGGAUGAGAUUCUAUCGUGGCUUUGGUACUUAUUACGUUCGGAUCGCUCCUCAUGCUAUGGUGACCCUCAUCGUGGCCGAUUACCUCAACUUGAUUACCAAAUAG
This is a messenger RNA of Penicillium odoratum, 951 nucleotides long. RefSeq names its product putative mitochondrial dicarboxylate carrier protein. Gene Ontology annotation, biological process: transmembrane transport. NCBI's taxonomy places the organism in Eukaryota, Fungi, Ascomycota, Eurotiomycetes, Eurotiales, Aspergillaceae. The transcript is spliced from 2 exons. Bases 1 to 951 code for a protein of 316 amino acids. Gene Ontology annotation, molecular function: oxoglutarate:malate antiporter activity. The record is from RefSeq and is a predicted model, not a curated record.